GGCCCGGCCGGGGUGGGUGCCCGGCGGCAGGACGAGCCCCGCGCGGGGCGCGGGCACCAUGGUGCUGUCGGUGCCGGUGAUCGCGCUGGGCGCCACGCUGGGCACGGCCACCAGCAUCCUGGCGCUGUGCGGGGUCACCUGCCUGUGUCGGCACAUGCACCCCAAGAAAGGGCUGCUGCAGCGGGACCGGGACCCCGACCCGGAGAAGGCGAGACCCGGCGUCCUCCAGCCCGCCCAACAGUUCAACGUUAAAAAAUCCACGGAGCCCGUGCAGCCCCGAGCCCUCCUCAAGUUCCCAGACAUCUACGGGCCGAGGCCAGCUGUGACGGCCCCGGAAGUCGUCAACUAUGCGGACUACACGCUGAGGAGCACAGAGGAGCCAGCUGCAUCUGCCAGCCCCUGGGCCCCGAAGGACAGCCGCCUCAAGAGGCAGGUCACAGAGGAGCUGUUCAUCCUUCCUCAGAAUGGUGUGGUGGAGGAUGUCUGUGUCAUGGAGACCUGGAACCCAGAGAAGGUCGCCAGCUGGAACCAAGCCCCCAAACUCCACUACUGCCUGGAGUAUGACCAGCAGAAAGCAGAACUGUUUGUCACUCGCUUGGAAGCUGUGACCAGUGACCACGACGGAGGCUGUGACUGCUAUGUCCAAGGCAGCGUGGCCACCAGGACGGGCUGCGUGGAGGCCCAGACGGCCCUGAAGAAGCGGGAGCUGCACACCACCUGGGAGGAAGGCCUGGCGCUCCCCCUGGCCGAGGAGGAGCUCCCCACGGCCACCCUGACGCUGACCCUGAGGACCUGUGACCGCUUCUCCCGCCACAGUGUGGCUGGGGAGCUUCGCCUGGGCCUGGAUGGUGUGUCUGUGCCUCUGGGGACCGCCCAGUGGGGGGAGCUGAAGACUUCAAGUAAGGAGCCCUCGGCCGGCACUGGAGAGGUCCUUCUCUCCAUCAGCUACCUCCCGGCAGCCAACCGCCUCCUGGUCGUGCUGAUCAAGGCCAAGAACCUCCACUCUAGCCAGUCCAAGGAGCUCCUGGGGAAGGAUGUCUCUGUCAAGGUGACCUUAAAGCACCAAGCUCGAAAGCUGAAGAAGAAGCAGACGAAACGAGCCAAGCACAAGAUCAAUCCCGUGUGGAAUGAGAUGAUCAUGUUCGAGCUGCCCGAUGACCUGCUGCAGGCCUCCAGUGUGGAGCUGGAGGUGCUGGGCCAGGAGGAGGAGGGGCCGAGCUGCGUGCUGGGCUGCUGCAGCCUGGGCUUGCAUGCCUCAGGCUCCGAGCGCAGCCACUGGGAAGAGAUGCUGAAAAACCCACGCCGACAGAUCGCCAUGUGGCACCAGCUGCACCUGUAGCCGGCUUCCUGGGUCACCUCUCUUCUUGGGCACAGCCCUGCCCCUUCAGUCUCAGCUGUCCUCUGCGACCUUCUCUUUGUGCCACAUCCUCAUUCUGACACCCAGGAGACAGAUGCUUCUGCAAAGGCCAGGACACUAAUCCUCUCUCUUCACACUCCCGUUUCUAAAACAUGAGCAAGACACGGCAGGGCAGGGCAGGGCAGUGUGUGGACGUUUGGGUCACACUGAGCAAUGCAUUUUUGCUCAUCUGUGUCACUGAAGAGACACUUAUCAAAUACAGCCCUUGUUCAGGUUUGCAGCCGGGGGUGGGGAGAGGUCAGUCCAGAUGCAGAGAAAGCUGAAUUUGAGGAGUAAUGGGUGCAAAGAAUGUGGCUUUUUAAAAGUGAGCAUUUCAAAAAAUGAUAAAGAAAAUAAAAGUAUUCUGGAUCAACGCAUAGAAUUAGAACAUGUCAGGGCGGGUGAAAUCCUGGGCAGAAGGAAGUCGGGCUCCGGCGCCCAGGAAGCAGCAGCCCAGCAGUCCGCGGGCCCUAGAGUGCGGAGACCUCACCAGCAGAUGCCGGGGCCCACCUGCAGACGUUCCAAACCAGACCCCGGGAGCCUGGCUUUGGACGAACAAGCACAUCCAGUUUGGGUGCAGAGGUUGGAGCGCUGCACUUGGAGAAAUUCCCUCUACAACAUUCCAGACAGGUUCCCAGGGUCCUUGUUGGGGUCCAACAUCCUGGGGCAGCCAGUUCCAAGUCUGGACAUCUCAGCCGUCAGUGUGAAAUUUGGAAGCCUCUGUGUUUUUUUAAUUUGAUUAUCUUAAUUCUUAAUAUUUUCAUCUGUGCUUUUCAGAUCCUGCUCUUGGAUUGAAUUUGUACUUUUUAUUGAAAACUUUCUUGUUUUAUCUCAAAAUCAGUUUAUAUUAUAUUUGGAGGGGACUUUCUUGACAACAUUCAGGUGGGACCCCCCCAUUAGUCAUUGGGCGCUAGCUGUCACAUCCACCAGCAUCACCAAAGUGACCCUCUGAGAGGGACGCAUCCCUUCCAGCAGGAAGAAUUCAGUUGGGGAGGGGCACAUAUUAAUUUAGUCCAUUACAUCUGGCUCUGUGGAGGUGGAGAAAGAAGAUAACUUUAAGUAGGAAACAAAGACUUCUACAAAUGUGCCUCCCGCUUCCAUUUUCAGGGCCUAUCACUAUAAAAUCAGGAAACAGCCAGCAGCUAGGUCUCACAUUCCUACCUUAUUAUUCCAAAUAGCUGUCCACAGGGGUAACCAAAUUAUGAGCCUUGUGGAGUGGGUAGAACAUCUGCCCCUGAGCCGGACUCCUGGGCUCUCUUGUUGGCCACCCGAUGAGCACGACUGACAACAUGGCAGCUUGGUGUGAACUGCGUGGUAACUGAAAGAGGACUCAGAGCCCUGGGUGGUCUCUGGCUAAAACCAAACUCUGAGGCCACCAGACUGUCUUUAAGCUUUAAGCUGGCAGCUCACAAUGCUGGGCAAGUGCAGAACCAUCCCACCUAUUUCCCGGGCCAUGAAUUCUGCAUUUCGACUCCCUGAUACUGAUGUCCAAACUCUGGACCUUCUGAUGUCACCCAAGUCCUGAUCUAAAAGAGAAUUCCUAGACAGGGUGGGUAAGGGCGAUCCUUCAGCCUUCAGCAAGGCAAGUCAUUUUGGGCUUCUCCCUGAGAAUCUGAGCAGGGGCCUUAUCACCCUUAGUUAUAAUUUUGCCUUUCUCUGCAGAAGUAGAAAAGCCUUAGAAACAACUUCUACCCCACACCCCCAUUAAAGAAACAAAAAAAGUAUCUAAUCCCUCUUUAAUGGGAAAAUGUUACAGAUCAUUGGAAAUCUUGAUUGCUAAGGUUGACCACCACCUGCCAGGGGUUUUUUUUUUUAGGCAAAAAAAUAUUUGUUAGUGAUUUCUUUUAUCACAUUUUUGAGACACCCUCCCCAUCACUCUGCUCUCCCUUGUUUGGUUGGCAUGACUAAAAGAAAACAAAAUAUUCCUUAUGUAAGCUAUACUCUCUUCUUGGUAAUAUCAGCUACUCGAAUCUAGAAAAAUCUGUAUUCUAGGCUUAAAAUCAGGAAACAUGGUUCCACUUUCUCACGAAUCUAAGCACUUGGCUUAUACUUACACCAAAAGAUGUUUGAGGUGGGCUGGGUAGGGUCUCUGGUCCCAGAAAUACCAACUCCGCCCACGGUCAUUCCUCCAGGAAGCAUUCAGUUCUUUGGGUCUCUGAGGUUUCGUUUUCCAAAAUCAAUAAAUUAAAGGUUGCCCCUAAGAAGAGUCCAAUGCCACCACAGAACAUCAUACGUGUCAGCUGUCACCUCUCUUAGCAGGCAUACAGAUAGACAAGGUAGAUUUUACAGGGGUGUUUGUUGUGUUCAUUGAGCACCUGGAAUAAAGCUGGCGCAUGGGUGCUGGGCUAAAUAUUUGUUGAAUGAAUUAAUGAAUAAAGUAUGGACAGGGGAGUAGACAGAAAAGGACACUGCAAGUGGUGUAAAAAUCAGAGUCCUAGCUGACUUCUCAAGGGUGAAGCCAUCGGAAAUCUCAGUUGUCCUAGAAAUUCAUGGCUGUGAGUAUCACCGUGCACCUAACGACCAUUUGUAGCUCGUGGAAAUGUCAUUAACGAUAGAAGAGAAUAUUGUCACUGUGCUUUUUCACCCAAACUUUGUCUUGGUGAAUUUUAUCUUACCCAGAGGUAUCAGACUGACAAAUCAAAAAACUUCAGUAAUCUUUGCAUCAGUUUACCUUGUCCAAGAAACAGUGGCAAUUUGCAGAGUGUUUGGCCCUGUGUGAGCCCCUCUGAUCUUUUUGGAAGGAACACCUUGUAACUUUGCCAGCGGGUAUUUUCCAAGAUGGGCAUGAAGCAGAGGUGAAAAUGGUGAGAAGCUUUCUCGGACUGGGCUGCUGCCCACAAGGCGUUCUGGUUCUUUCAUAGGGACGGUGAUGGGCACAAAGAAUUGGGAGUGCACUUGCAUUAAUCUGUGAGUCUACUUCUUACAUCAAACCAGUAUCUAUUUGUCGAGUACCUAUUGAUCAAGACCUUGCACGUGUCUGUCCAUUUCAAUUGGAGGUAUGAUUCUUGGUGUGGGUUGAGGGACAAAUCGCCCCAAAUGACGCCAUCUAGGGAGCAAGGUGGAAGAACAGUUCUUCAAGGGCAAUUCCUUUGGGAUUUCGGAGUCCUGGGUGGCAGGGGGCUGGAGCCUAAGCCAAACUGAGGUGAGGCCCACCCAGAGCGCGAUGCAGCCCCUGUGACUUGUUUCUGCCACCCGUGUUUCCUGUUGUCGAUGCUACGUGUGUGUGUGUGUUUGCAGUUAUGAACCGAAGCACAAAAAGAAGCAUGAGACAUGGUAGUCAUAUGUCUGGUGUCACAGUUUGGAGCAAAAAGCUUUCAGUGGUAAAUAAAUAACUUCCAACUGG
Artibeus jamaicensis (Jamaican fruit-eating bat) is the source of this 4739-nucleotide messenger RNA. It is a transcript of the gene SYT13, whose product is annotated as synaptotagmin 13. The transcript has 6 exons. Bases 59 to 1339 code for a protein of 426 amino acids. Gene Ontology annotation, molecular function: calcium-dependent phospholipid binding; calcium ion binding; clathrin binding. The record is from RefSeq and is a predicted model, not a curated record. Lineage: Eukaryota; Metazoa; Chordata; Mammalia; Chiroptera; Phyllostomidae. Gene Ontology annotation, biological process: calcium-ion regulated exocytosis; regulation of calcium ion-dependent exocytosis; regulation of dopamine secretion.